AUGUCGGCGGCGCAACUGAAGCAGGUCUCGAGCGGCAGGGAUUUGGGAGAGAUGGAGGAGCUCAAGAAACUCAUUUUAAGCGAAAAGGCCCGCACGAAGCACAGCGAUGGCGGAGGCGGCGGCGCGGGCGAGAGACGUGUAGACGGUGGCGACGUUUCCGACGACGACGAGGGGGAGGGAGACACGAGGGACAGGGGAGGCGGGGAUCGUGGAGGCGGGGGUCGAGCCGGCGGCGCCGGGGCGAAGGAGAAGAAGCAGAAGGGAACGUGGCGGACGCCACAUGCAUUCAUUUUCUGCAAACAGCUUGAGCAAGUUUGA
Molecule: messenger RNA, 318 nt
Organism: Ectocarpus siliculosus
Lineage: Eukaryota; Phaeophyceae; Ectocarpales; Ectocarpaceae
Source: the annotation of a GenBank genome assembly